Messenger RNA from Biomphalaria glabrata, 1200 nucleotides. RefSeq names its product U6 snRNA-associated Sm-like protein LSm8. Gene Ontology annotation, cellular component: U4/U6 x U5 tri-snRNP complex; U6 snRNP; precatalytic spliceosome. The transcript has 4 exons. Lineage: Eukaryota; Metazoa; Mollusca; Gastropoda; Planorbidae. Bases 267 to 557 code for a protein of 96 amino acids. Gene Ontology annotation, molecular function: RNA binding. The record is from RefSeq and is a predicted model, not a curated record. Gene Ontology annotation, biological process: mRNA splicing, via spliceosome.
CUUUAGAUUUUUAAAAUCUAGAUCUAGCUUUUAGUAAGUUUUUAAAAUAAUUUUGUUGUAUUUUAAGAUAUUUUAUAAAGAUUUCUCCCUUGAAUGGCGGCGUUUCCGGCUAUGUUUCGAAUUGUAGACGACCAAUGUAAAUAAAGUAGAUCUGAUCUAAUCUACUCACCACAGUCAGUCUCUUAUCUUGAAGACUCUUUAAUGUACAAAUAAUCUUUUAGAUUUUUUUUUUAGCAACAAGAGAAUAAAAAAAGUCGCACAUCUAGAUGGCUUCCGCUUUAGAAAAUUAUGUAAAUAAAAUGGUGGAAAUAGUAACUGCUGAUGGACGAGUGAUUGUGGGGCUGUUAAAAGGUUUUGACCAGACCAUCAAUCUUAUAUUGGAUGAAAGUCAUGAACGAGUCUACAGCACUGGUCAAGGUGUAGAGCAAGUCAUUCUGGGAUUGUACAUUGUUAGGGGAGAUAAUGUGGCAGUAAUUGGGGAAGUUGAUGAUGAUACAGAUAAUGGACUUGACUUUGAAAGUAUCAGGGCUGAACCAUUGAAUGCUAUUACUCAUUAAAACAAGCUGUUUAGUUUUUAGAAAGAUACUGCAGAAUUUAUGCCUUUAAUAUUGUUAAACAUUUAACCAAUUUUCUUCGGAUGAAUUUUUAUUCUAAUUUUAAGUGGUGGUAUGUUUUCUUAUUUACUUUGAAUUUGAAAAAAAAUUGUAUACUCACUGGUAAAACUGUUAGCUUUACUCUUUUAAAAUAAGUAACUAUGAUACAUAAAAAAAAAUGUGAUCACUAUCAUUUUCAUUAUAUCAAGGACUUACAAGUAGGAAAUUAUUGUAGUGGGAAUAGCAUUCAGACAAGUUUUUCAGUAUUGGAUUCAACAGCCAAUGAUGUUUAAGAAAAUUUCGACAGCAAGUUUUGAAAAGUUGAAUGUCUCAUAGAGUUAGAUAGUAUGUGUGCAAAUGUAUGUUUGUGUAUAUAGCUGAUUGAUGAUGUUGCAUAAGUGUAUCAAUAUUUACCAUACUUUUAAAUGCCAUUACAAUUUUUUAGUAUAAAACAUGUUGAUUUGUAUCCAUUGGAAUGUGUUUGUUUGUUUUUAAAUUGUAUAACUAUUUUCUUGUUACCAUUUAUUUUUAUUGAAUAACAAAACAAAAACCUGUUGGCCUGGUAUUGUCGUGUUUCAAUAUUUUGAAAAUAAAUGGACUCAUAAUU